AUGCAGUUAAAAAUCUCUAGCUUCACUUUCAUUUUAGUAUUUGCCACAUUUCUAAAAUGUUCUCAAAUCGCCAACUCUCAGGAGAUUAUCUAUGUGCCGCGUACACAACUAUUGGCUCGUUGGCCAUUUUUCAGUGGUUUUCGUAAUAUUUUACGGGUAGUGCGUCCUAAUGUGCAUGUGGGCAGAAAAUCGGAUUUUCGCAGUGAUUUCGAUGAAAAUUAUGUGAAUUAUCAUGGUGCUCAAAUGUGGAAGAUAAUGUUUAAUCAGGAUAUGAAUAAGAAUAAUAUCAGCAGAACGGAAGAUAUGCAAAAGUUUAUUGAAAACACUUCUUGGUCACGACAGUGUUUGCCUAAUCAACGUGUUAACAAUAGUGGAAUUUAUACUCUAGUGCGCAGUACAAACGGUAGUUUAUCCUCGGUUUUCUUUUCAAGUGAGGAUCUGUACGAUAAUACGAUCGAAAGUUUACAAUGGUUAAUACCCACCGAUAUACGUCGUUUCAAUGUUUUUUCGCCUCAGUCUACGUAUCAGAUUAAUAUGCGUUAUCGUAAUGAUCCCUCGGUUAAACGGUAUUUCGGUCAUCAAUUGUGGAAAAUUCAUGAGAAUGAUGUAUCGAAUUCAGAAUUAAAUCUGUUUUGGAAAUUAUUUGGCAAUGAAGUUUGGAACAUUAAUCAAGAUGGAAUUGAUGUAUUGAUUGAUUUUAAAAACACCGCCAAAGCCAAAGAAUUUAUGGCAAACAGUGAAUUUACCUACAACGUAAUGAUUGACGAUCUGGAAGUGGCUAUUGAUGAGACCUAUGUAGAAGUUAAUACCACUAAUCCUAAAAUGCCCUGGUUGGAUAGAGAAGGUACCAUCAUGAAUUGGAAUCGUUAUCAUGAUAUUGGCGACAUAAAACAAUUUAUGCAAUAUAUUUUGGAGAAUUAUUCUGAAAUGGCUGAAAUUGUGCAAAUUGGUGUGACCAACAAUAAGAGACCUUUGGAAGUAUUGAGAAUAUCGAAUGGUGAUCCCAAUAAUUGGGCUGUAUUUAUUGAUGCCGGCUUACAGGGUCGAGAUUGGUUAAGUCCGGCUGCUGUCACCUUGGCCAUAUCGAAGUUAACGCAUUUGUGGGAUAGUCCGGAAUCGGACAUAAUGCAUCAUAUUGAUUGGUAUUUCUUGCCGGUGGCCAAUCCUGAUGGUUAUCAGUAUUCACGUAUAACCGAUCGUUUGUGGACUAAAAAUCGCCAUUUCGAUACGAAAACUGGAUGUUUUGGUGUAAAUUUGGAUAGAAAUUUUGAAUAUAAAUGGGGUGGUUCGGGUUCAUCGGAAAAUCCUUGCAAGAAUCUUUAUAAAGGUGCCAAAAAGUUUUCGGAACCCGAAACCAGAGCCAUUAAAAAUUUCAUGUUAAAUAUGAAAGAUUAUUUGGGAGCCUACAUUUCAUUUGGUGGUUAUGGCCAGGAAAUAGCCUAUCCUUGGGGUGAUGCUGAUUUUGUUACAGAUAAUCAAAGAAAUUUGCAUAAAAUUGGUCGCAAAGCUAUGGCGAAUUUCCGCAAAAUGAAUCAGGCGGAAUAUCGUGUGGGUUCCAGUUAUCGCCUUAAACUUGCUCGUGCUGGCAACUCCGCCGACUGGGUGCAAUAUCACAUUAAUCCUCAGUAUGUGUAUAAUGUGUUCCUUAAAGAUCAGGGCCGUUAUGGUUAUUUAAUGCCACCCCAUUAUAUUGUGGAAUCGGGAGAGGAGGCGUAUGAGUUUAUGAAAACUAUAGCUUUAGCAUUAGAUUACAAUUAAUGAAGAGUAUUUAAAAGUAUAAAUAAUUUGUAAGUUUAGUAAUUAAGAUAAU
Molecule: messenger RNA, 1810 nt
Organism: Calliphora vicina (urban bluebottle blowfly)
Lineage: Eukaryota; Metazoa; Arthropoda; Insecta; Diptera; Calliphoridae
Product: carboxypeptidase B
Exons: 5
Coding region: 1-1758 (585 amino acids)
Biological process (GO): proteolysis
Molecular function (GO): zinc ion binding; metallocarboxypeptidase activity
Source: RefSeq, a predicted model, not a curated record